Molecule: messenger RNA, 1475 nt
Organism: Ornithorhynchus anatinus (platypus)
Lineage: Eukaryota; Metazoa; Chordata; Mammalia; Monotremata; Ornithorhynchidae
Gene: EPYC
Product: epiphycan
Exons: 6
Coding region: 1-951 (316 amino acids)
Molecular function (GO): protein binding
Source: RefSeq, a predicted model, not a curated record
AUGAAGACCGUAGCAAAUAUUGUCCUGGGACUUUUACUCCUUGAGGCGGCAGUGGCUGCUCCUACAAUACAACCCGUUAACUAUGACUCUGAUACCUAUGAUGUCACUUUGGAAGACUUGGAUAGUUUAUACAACUAUGAAAAUGGCCCCAUUGAUCAAAGAGAGAUUGAAAUUGUUACAGUGAUUCCUUCAGGGAAUCGAGAGCUACCUACCCCUCCGCCAGAGGAGCCCGAGGAAGAAGAAUCGACACCUAAGCUCAUUGAUGGCUCUUCCCCUCACGGUCCAGAAUUUCCUGUCGUCAUCUUCCCACCAACAAACGAAGAUCUUCCUGCUUGCCUUCUGUGCUCCUGUGUGAGCACCACUGUCUACUGUGAUGACCAUGAACUCGACGCGGUGCCCCUAUUGCCUAAGCAGACUGCUUAUUUCUAUUCUCGGUUUAACAAAAUCAAAAAGAUCAACAAAGAUGACUUUGCGAAUCUAAGCGAUUUAAAGAGGAUUGACCUGACAUCGAAUUUCAUAUCUGAGAUCGACGAAGAUGCUUUUAGGACCCUCCCCCAACUUCGGGAACUUGUCCUCCGUGACAACAGAAUUAGGCAACUCCCCGAGUUACCACCCACUCUAACAUUCAUUGAUAUAAGCAAUAACAGGCUUGGCCGGAAAGGGAUCAAACAAGAAGCAUUCAAAGAUAUGGAUGAUCUUCAUCAUCUUUACAUCACUGAUAACAAUUUGGACCACAUUCCCCUCCCUCUCCCUCAAAACCUCCAAGCCCUCCAUCUCCAGAAUAACAACAUUCUGGAGAUGCACGAAGAUACGUUUUGCAAUGUUAAAAACUUGACAUAUGUACGCAAGGCUCUAGAGGAUAUUAGGCUUGAUGGAAAUCCUAUAAAUCUGAGUAAAACUCCUCAAGCUUACAUGUGUCUACCUCGUUUGCCAGUUGGUAGCCUCAUCUAAAAUGGAAAAUGGUCAACAUUGUCACGUGCCAUCUCUAAGGACAAAAGAACAGUCGAUUCUCCUUUAGUAAAGUAACCAAGGGUGCGUUCCGAGUUCGGUAUUCGGAAGAGUUUCGUGAAUCGAAUCUCAAAAGGUAAUGACAUGCUAAUAAAAGUUUAUUAUAUAUGAAAAAGCCAGAUGCAUACAUGUGCAAAAUGAAAUACAUGGAAUAGAAAAUACGCAUCAUUUUUAUAUGUAAUCAAAUUCACUUUCCAAGUUCUGGAGUUUCGUAAUGUUAUAUAAUUUCAAAUUAUUUACACAAUGGAAAGAAGAAAAAGAAGCAUAUGAGCCAGGGAUUGGCUGCUUUAGUUGGAUUUAAUAAUCUUUCAAGAAGUUUCCUUUUGAAAAUGUCGUCGUCGAGAUUCUAGAUUGUUUUGGAAAAAAGAAAAACAAAAAAAUCAAAUAUAACUUGUAUGGAAAAUAUUGUAUAGUAGUCAUGAAUAAAUGUGAAGAUCGCUAUACUGAGUAAAUAAACAUACCCAAAA